AUGAUGAAUGCGAUUGGAAUAUAUCGGCGGUGUGUGGACAAGGUGUUCUGGCUGGCGGUGUGCAGUAGGUGAAAAUAUGUUCAAUGACCGAAAAAUUUGAUAAAAAAUUUAUUUCAGUAUCAAUAUUUUUCACUCGAUGCAUUCCCUUCCCAGACGAUUGUACGGAUCAUUGUGUUUCGCAGAUGCAAAUGGUAAGCGUCUCAGGGAAAAUUGACAUCAACCACUGUGUUUAUUGUCAUUGGCGAUUGAAACUAAAGUUGCUCUUGACCGGUCGGAUCAGGAUAACUGUUCAAUUUCACAAAAAAUAUUUCGGUGAUUUUAAGCUCUAUAAAUGAGAUUUUUGUCACGUUUUACGUGAAAAUUCCCCAAAUGAAAUGGCUGACGCGGCUCGUUUUGCUUCCUUUAGGGGGUGGAAAUUUUGAAAAUGGCCGGUCCAGACCUCUUUUUUCAGCCAAGCUUGACAAUAUCAUCAAACCACAAGCACGGCCCCAAAAAAUUGGCUUGGCCAGUUUGAAGAUUUCCACCCUCUAAAAGGGACGCAUAACAAGCAAUUUCCGCUUUAAAAUUAGCGUGAUAUAGUGAAUUUAUCAUGGAAACUCAUGCCCUUCGACAAUUGUCUGCUGUUUUUACCAUUGAACGCCCUCCCGGACCUGGCAAAGACAAUAGUUGCGUAGCUGGUUCAGACAGGUCAUCUUUGCAUUGACCGGUCAAAAUUCCUUCAAGCCAAGACUAAAAUUUUUAUUGAUCUCGUCUUUCCAGAUGCUAGACACAAUUCCUGCGACUAAAAACACAUCAUGGGCUUUGCAUCAACGCUCUUUACUUCAACGUCAAGCCGGUGGGAAGAGUGAGAACCAGACGCCCGAUAUCGCCGGUGUCUCCACUAUGAACAAGUUUUUUACUCAAGUUUGUCUGUAAGUGGCUCAAAAUCAUAAUUUAUUCCAUUGACACUCAAAUUUGUCUAUUUUUCUCUUCAGUUCAUACGAAUCGGUAGAGCACUGCUUGGAGAAAUGCGGAGGAAAUUCGAAGCAACUGUUGAUGGUGAAACAGACCUACGCUGGGCUGAAGUUGAUCUGCAAAGACUAUCGCAAAGGUAAGAGGGUCUUGCGCCGGACAUGGAGGGCUUCUUUUGCUGAUUACUUUGCAUGUCAUGGCUCAACUUCCCAAAAAAUUUCGAUUUUAUGGAUCCCAAUGACCUCAAUUUUUGGCCGACGCAUUGUUUCUGAGAAAAUGCCCUCAGGGUAUCAUUUCAAUCAAGAUUUUUUAAUCCAGUUUUCAAAAAAAUUUUGAUAAAGAAUAUUGCCGAGGAUAUUUUGAUAAAAAAAAUUUGAUUUCAAAAAAUUAUAUCCCUCAUGGUCCCAAAAAUUCAUUUUUUAUAAAUUUUGCACAAUUAUUUACCAUGUCAUAUUAGCAAAAGAUCCUUCCAGGUCAGAAUGACCUGUAACAUUUUUAGAUUUCUUCUCUGCCCUUCCCUGUCUAACCCAAUAUGAACCAUUGGCCAUGUCCAAGUGCAGCGCUCAAAUUCAGCAGUCCCACAUAACAACAGCCAACUUUACGUCCGCUAUUGUGAACCGAGAAUUCUACAGUAUUCGGUUGAAAUUCCGGUUCUUAUGCAAGUAAGAUGGGAAAUCAAAGUCCCAAAAAAAAUUCGCAUAUUUUUAGGGACCUCAGCGCAAUGAUCAAUUGCAUGGAGCCGAUAGUUCGAGCUGGUUGUGGGGAUCGCUCGACCAAUCUGAUGCUGCACUUCAUCACUCUAGAGUUCUCGAGGUAUUAUAUAAAUUUGAAGAUGAAUGUCUAACUUCAUAAUUUACGAAGUUAGAGACAUUCAAAGGAACGAUGAUUGGGGAAAAACAAUUGGGAAACUAAAAAGUAUUAUUUUUCUUCAAAAUAAGUGUCGAAAUUAGGAUAACCGAUGGCGCUGAUUUUGCAAAUAACAUUCAUUUUUUGAUAGAUACUAUUAUCUUGCUAGAAAUCUUAUUAAUUUCUUCUGGUUUGAAAUCAGCACCAUCAAAAACCUCUAAAUCGAAUAUUUGUGAAAAAAGUUGUUAAAAAAAUAUUGGUGAAAAAGUUCAAAAAUCAACUUUACAGUACUACUUAAGGAAAAAAGUUACAGUCAAAAAAUUAAUAUCAUUUUCAAAAUCAGCGCCAUCGGUUAUUCUAAUUUUGACACCUACAUCGAAAAAAUAAUAAUUUUCACUUUCCCCAACCGUCCCGCUCCCCCAAAAUGCCUUUUUUCCAAUUGCCGACUUUUCGUUACUUUUCAGUUUCGAGCAACUUUACAGUCAACUGGCCUUCAACGAGCCUCUUCCUCAUCACUGUCGAUCACUGUUGUCGCUGUCCAAUGGUCGGAAUAAUCUUUUCCAGCCUCGAACUUUUGUGCUGAAUAUGGCUGCCACGAGUUCGGCGGGAUCGUUGGGUUUUAGCUCGUGUACUGCACUCCUAAUAAUAUUUUAUUGCGUUUUUUGCAAGACGACAGUUUGUUCUCAAAAAUAAACCAGGGUUUCUUAUCAAUGAUCUCCUAGGAAUGCGAAACUUGACCGGUUAAGGUAAUUUUGACCAACUCUGACCGGUCAACUUGACAAAUCAGAGAGUUUCAGGCGGAUUGGUCAACUUUUAAUCCAAAUUCUUAUCUUUUUUCAACCAAUUUUGCCUACACUUUCAUACACAAAAAGUUUUCAUAUGCUUUUUACUCUCAAAACUAAGGUUAGAAUUUAUUUUAGCGCAAACCAUCAAAUUUACGAAACAAAAACAGGCGUUUUCGAUGUAG
Bursaphelenchus xylophilus (pine wood nematode) is the source of this 2764-nucleotide messenger RNA. NCBI's taxonomy places the organism in Eukaryota, Metazoa, Nematoda, Chromadorea, Rhabditida, Aphelenchoididae. The record is from the annotation of a GenBank genome assembly.